UAAAGAUGUGGUCGCAGGUGCAGCGGGUACGGGGAAGAGUGCAACUCACUUAAAAUGUCAAAUGUGUAAUCUAAAAGCUACAUGGCAACAGUUUCUGAGGAAUGACAUGAAGCCUGAACAAGGUGGGACAUUAAAGGUUUUGUAUAAAGUUUGAAAUGAUGUGUCUCCAUAAUUUGCAAAUGAUGUACGGGUGUAUUGUUACCAGUAUGUUAAGUGAAAAUCGGAAAUAGUGUAAAAUAUAUAGUAUAAUAAUAGUGUAACAUGAUGCUGGAUGGAUGAUGAUUAUUAUCUUCGAUACUCACCUUAUAUGACAUGACAUUUCGUUUUAUUUAUAUUCCACAUAGAUUGUUUACCAAUGUUAUUUCGCAUGUUGUGCAGGUGAAUGAAUCCUGCAUUGCGAAGUAAUAUUUCCAUUAACUGGAUUGUGAACUGAAUCAGUUAACGGUGUAUUUGAAAUGUUCCUGUAUGACUAUUAAUGACUGACGUUCUCAAGAUAUUUCAGCUUCGCCUUUUCUGAGAAUUGCCUUGCAGUAGAUCCGGGUAUCACGUAAAUCUCCUGUUAAAAUGACUGUUGUAAAGUGCGACGUGACUUUGGCCGUAGCUGCUGGUGCCGCGUUUAUCGUUGUUCCUAGUACGUUGACGGUCCAGUGGUUGUACGGCUGGCCCGGGUACCCGAGACCCCGGAAAUACGUAGAAGCGCUAAGGCCUGGGCGGAUAUACUCUUUAACCAGAGCCGUGCUGGAAACCGUGAAGUACCUGAAAUGACUGUACUGUCGGUGGAAACUGUACUACAAGAAUAUCGAUAAUGGGAUCGUUUUUGGCUCCCAUGGCGAGAUGCAGAUGACCAGGGAGCUCAGCGCAGUGGUGAUCUGCCUGGAUUAUUCCACUUUUCCCAAGGGGAAUGUCUCCCAUAUGGUUCAAGAUAUCGCUGAGUGUCUGCUGUGGUUGAAAGAAAAUGGACAGAAGUGGAACAUUGCCACCGUAAAUCUCCACGGCAUUUUGUGGAACUCUGCCGUAGGUCUGAGUAGCAUCUACCAUAUUGUGGACCACUAUGAGCACGAACGGACAUGGGGGGUGGAGUUUUUGUCGUCGAUGCGCAUUGCCAUGGGAGGGGUGUAAAACUUUAAUUUUUAUUCACCUGGAAGGUUCUUGCAGAGGCUUCCCCGAGACAAACUGGGGAGGCAUCCCCCAUUCUGCCUGAUCCACGGCACCAGUGACGUCGUGGUCCCCGUGGAAUCCUCCGUCCGCUUCUUGGAGGCCCUGGCCGCACUCUCGCUGAAGGUGUCCCUCUAUCUUCUCCCCGACGUGCAGCACGCCGACGUCGUCACCGACCUGAUGGCCCCCGAGGGAUGCUGCCACCACACAGCGCUUGGCUGUGCGAAGCAGAGCUGUUUGGCCCUUGCAGGAAGACCCCUCCCCUGCUGCUGCCCCCUGAUGGCCAUUGGGGUGUUUAGGCCUGUUAUUCCCUCUGUGGUAUUAAAUCUUACCCAGACUCCUCUCUGUUGUUUGGUGUGUCACACAUGCAUGUGUGUAUGAGCCGCAGUCUCCAGCCUGGGACUCCAUCCAUCCAUCCAUCCGUCCGUCCGACCAUCCAUCUAACCGCUUCUCCCGGUCGGGGUCAGAGAGGCCCGGAGCCCAUCCCAGGCAGCACAGGGCUGGGGGACAGCGGAUGGGAUAACUGUCCAUCGCAGAGCUCAUACACUACA
Brienomyrus brachyistius is the source of this 1706-nucleotide messenger RNA. RefSeq lists its product as uncharacterized. NCBI's taxonomy places the organism in Eukaryota, Metazoa, Chordata, Actinopteri, Osteoglossiformes, Mormyridae. The record is from RefSeq and is a predicted model, not a curated record.